Folsomia candida is the source of this 1200-nucleotide messenger RNA. RefSeq names its product DNA-directed RNA polymerase III subunit RPC7-like. Bases 275 to 649 code for a protein of 124 amino acids. The record is from RefSeq and is a predicted model, not a curated record. Lineage: Eukaryota; Metazoa; Arthropoda; Collembola; Entomobryomorpha; Isotomidae. Gene Ontology annotation, biological process: transcription by RNA polymerase III. The transcript has 2 exons.
ACGUGCCCGAGCUGCUCCCUCCUCCUCAAAGUCAUUUACGACCCAGAGCAAUUUGCCGCAGAGGAGGAGGAGUGCGGACGUAUUAACUCCGCUUGUGCCACCUCUCUACCCCGCUGCGCCGAGGCCCAGCCCUCUUAAUCGGAACGCUGUCGAUAAGGUCAAUUCUUACAAAAAAUUCUGUCAACAUGUCGGCAACAAUUACGGCGUCCAUGUCCCCCGACCAAGGAACACGUACGCCUUCAACGUCCACCGCUACACGGACCGGUACAACAACAUGUUCGCCACGAAUCCUGACUUCGUCCCGAGAAUUGGAAUUGAUCGAUUACCCGAAGAACUGGCUAAUCCGACAAAGUGUAUCCGGAGGGGGGCGAAAGUUAGGCCGAAGAUUGUCAAAAAGUCGCUGGACGAUUUACCGGACGAGGACGAUGACGAAAAUCAGAAAGAGGAGGACGGCGAACCACCAUCGCCAAAGAAGGCGCGUCCAGCUGCGGAACAGAAUCCGAUGAAUGAGGGGAUUGACGAGGAAGAGAUGGACGAUGGCGAUGAAGAACUGGACCUGGGGACUGACUACGCCGCCACGUAUUUCGAUAAUGGCGAAGAUUUCCUCGACGGCGAUGAUGACGGGGACGACGACGGACCAAUUUAUUGAAUCUUUCGAUCGAAAAGUCGCAUAUUUUUUAUCUACUCGGUAAUAAUAAUCGUUAGUUUGUAACCUAGAAUUAGUUACAUAAUUUUUUUGAUAAUUACAAAUCACUCCUACUUUUUUUUGAUAAUUACAAAUCACUCCUACUCCUACUUUUUUUAAUACAAAAAAGAAAGCUAGUUUGUAACCUAACGUAAUAUUUAAAAUGCAUUUAUAAUUACAAAUCUUUACUCCUGCGUCUGUCUUCGUGUUUGUUUGUUACCUUAUCUCUAGCCACCUUGUCCAGAAUACUUAACUUAAUACAUUUAGUGCAAAUAUUUUUGACUUGCAGACUCUAGAAAAUAGUUACAUAGAAUGAUGAUGUUAACUUAUCUACUAGAUAAUAUCUAGCCACCUUGUCCAGAAUACUUCUUAACAUUUAGUACAACUAUUUUUGACUUGCAGACUCUAGAAAAUAGUUGCACAGAAUGAUGAAAGGUUUACUAUCAAAUUUUUGUCUUCGGAUGAUAAUUGAAAAAAGAGAAUAAAAGAUUGAAAUUCAAUCAUUGAAUUGGAAA